GUGAUAUUUAAUAAGAAAUCAGUCUUGUUCUGUGAAACGUGAACUUGAACUUGUGUGUGCUUGUGGUUUGCAGUUGUCAAACAGUCUUAAGUUAGAAACUAAAAGUAGUCUAUAUCACCCCACAAUGUUGCUGUACUUUCAGUAGAUUCACUUCUGUCAGGACAGCUGUCUAAUCACUGGAGCCACUACGUGAGCAAAAAUGCAGGUUUCACUUCUGAUCUUAGACACUCUGGAUGAACUGGGAGCUGAUGAGUUCAAGAGGUUUCGGUGGAACCUCACUCAGGAAGUGCUGGCUGGGUGUCAGCCCAUUCGUAAAGGCCAUCUAGAGAACGCCGACCGGCAGGACACUGUCAGCAAGAUGAUAGACAGCUACGGCGAAGAGUCGGCUGUGAACGUUACUGUUGAAAUCCUGAAGAGAAUGAACCACAACAACGCCGCGGAGAAGUUAAAGAGAACAUACUCAGGGGGUUCAACAGCUGCACACAACCCCACCCCCACACCUUCCUCCUCUUCCUUGGGUCUGACUCCUGCUGCUGGUGCCAAUGUUUGUGCCCAGGGUAAAAGUGUUAUCGUGGCACCCAACAUCGCAGGCACCAAUGGUGUGUCAAUUAAUAUGAACAUAAACACACAGUAAUCACAGUAACACCUCAUUAAAGUGUGUGCAAUAUCUGGUUGCAGAAAUCAAGCUAGACCAGACCAAAUAAGGCAACAAAACCCCUGAGGUUAUUAAAUAAACACGAUGUGGGUGUUUUAUUGCUUAUGAAGUCAAAGACAAUCGUAAGAGAAAUAUUGUUUUAUUUCUUCCUUCAAAUUUAACAUAGCCUUGCCUAGCUUGAUUUCUGCAACCAGAUAUUGUUGUGUAACAGACCACAGGAGUGCACUGACUGUAUGGCUCCUUUCUACUUGUUACAUUAUGUUUUAGCAUGUCAAUUGUUUUAUUACAAAAGUGAAAAAAAAACAUCACAAUGAACCACACUGUUGCUUCCUCAUAUUUUUAUAUUUUCUGAAGUAACGUUGUUUCUGAAUAAAUCUUGCUAAUCUGAA
Dicentrarchus labrax (European seabass) is the source of this 1044-nucleotide messenger RNA. RefSeq names its product caspase b-like. The coding region runs from base 200 to 634 and encodes 144 amino acids. The record is from RefSeq and is a predicted model, not a curated record. The transcript is spliced from 3 exons. NCBI's taxonomy places the organism in Eukaryota, Metazoa, Chordata, Actinopteri, Moronidae.